Molecule: messenger RNA, 2475 nt
Organism: Etheostoma spectabile (orangethroat darter)
Lineage: Eukaryota; Metazoa; Chordata; Actinopteri; Perciformes; Percidae
Gene: hccsb
Product: holocytochrome c synthase b
Exons: 9
Coding region: 125-970 (281 amino acids)
Biological process (GO): cytochrome c-heme linkage
Cellular component (GO): mitochondrion
Molecular function (GO): holocytochrome-c synthase activity
Source: RefSeq, a predicted model, not a curated record
GCGUGAUGACGUCUUUGGUUUACGUAAGGACGGUGCGCAACUCCUUCUGGGUAACUGUUACGUGUGUCCUGCGCGUUGACAUUGUGCUAGCGAGCUGACAGAAGAACUUGUCUCACAGGGCAGGAUGGGAGCCUCGCUGUCCACACCUGCUGCUCCUUCAGUCAGGGCGGAGGCCAUGGUGGCCACCCCCCCUCCCGGCUGCCCCAUGCACCAGGAAGCCCAGCCUGGCAAAGUGACUCCACCUCCAGAGUGCCCCAUGCAUCAAGCUCAGCCUGUGAAAGCGUCUCCUCCUCCAGAGUGUCCGAUGCACCAAGCAGAACCAGGCCCAGCUCACCAGGAACGGGCCUAUGAGUUUGUGGAGUGUCCCAUGAAGGCGGCAGAAGGCAUGAAGAGUGACAUCGACCCAGCAAAUAUGAUGCCUCCCCCAAACCAGAAACCAGCUCCAGACCAGCCCUUUGAACUCCCCUUGUCCAGACAGGAGUCCACUAUUCCUCGCCACAACACAGGCAAGAAGUGGGUGUACCCAUCGGAGCAGAUGUUCUGGAACGCCAUGCUGCGGAAAGGAUGGCGCUGGCGUGAAGAUGACCUUGAAGCUCAUGAUAUGACCAACAUCAUUAAAAUCCAUAACCAGAACAACGAGCAGGCCUGGCAGGAGAUCCUGAAGUGGGAGGCCCUGCAUGCAGAUGAGUGUCCAUGUGGGCCCAGCCUGAAGAGGUUUGGGGGCAAAGCCAAGGAGUUCUCGCCCAGGGCUCGCCUCCGCCACUGGAUGGGCUACGAGCUGCCAUUUGACCGCCACGACUGGAUCAUCGACCGCUGUGGGAGGGAGGUGCGCUACGUCAUUGACUACUAUGAUGGUGAGAUCAACAAGGACAACUACCAGUUCUCCAUCCUGGAUGUACGCCCCGCCUAUGACUCUCUAGGUGCUGUCUGGGACCGAAUGAAGGUGGCCUGGUGGCGCUGGACCUCUUAACAGACUCUCUCUCUUUCUCACACACACACACACACACACACACACACACACACACACACACACACACCCACACACACCACACACACCACACACCCACACAAGAAAGGGACUCAGUCAGUUAGUUUGUUCUCGCUGUAUGAAUCUGCAUCUGGCUUCAGUAGAACUUGUGGCUUUGCGUUGCAUUUCACAGCUUCCCUCUGCUCUCACUUAAGAUGGAGCUAUAGGAGCAGCGGCUCACCUUCAGGCUGUUUGUCCCAUACACUCGUGCUAGCUCGGCUCGGCUCGGAACAGCAGGGUUUGCAUCUCCCUGACGACAGGGCUGUGUCUUUAACGGUCUUCUCUUGAGUCGAUGACGUUUAAAAGCAGCGUGCUGAUCCGCGGCUGUGACUAGUAGUCAGACACACUUCAUUUCUUUUAACUUCUUCACAAUAAAAGUCCCACAUAUGUUAUUUUGUGAUUGAAUAGCUUUUAUUAUGAAGCAGCAAAAUUAAGAAAUGUUGGGUCUUCUUCAGCAGUAACACGGCUCAUCAAACAGUAAAAUGAAGCAGAUAUGUGAGCGUACACCCAGACGCAGCGCAGACAUUCAGUAAGCAGCUACAGACGUCCUGAGACACUUUUAAGGGUGAGGCUCGCUACCUUUUGGGGGAGAGAAAGGGGGUCAACGCAGUUCACUUGGGGGCAUAUCAGGCUCACUUUGGCCCCACUCUGGAGACCGUGCGUCUCGGCUUGGCGCCUUUAAACUGGUAAUUAAAUCACAAAUCACCACAGCAUGGUUUGACUCUGCACAGCCAGAAGUGGCAGUUAAAAAGAAUUCUGUGGUGCAUUAUGGGAAAUGUAGGAUCCAAUAAUUUGCAUCUGACGGGGACUAAAAGUGCUUCUGCUGCUUCCGUUGGGAUCUCAUACGGCAACUUUAUACCAAUCUACGAGAUCCCCCCCCCCCCUUUAAUUUAAAGUGAUUUCUGUCCGCAUCCUGUCACGUGACUGGCGUGUCAGAGAGCUGUGAGAGCGCCGCUAGCUGUGGCUACAUGUGUGUACUCUGUAAUGGCCCUAGAAUGUCUGCUGGAUUCCUGUUGAUGAGCUUGCUUUGACAGGUCACCAUGACAACAGCGUAUAUAUUAUAUAUAUAUAUAUAUAUAUAUAUAUAUAUAUAUAUAUAUAUAUAUAUAUAUUAUAUUAUAUAUUUUUUUUUUUUUUUUUUUGCCCUGACUGAAUGCAGGUCGCAAAUUUAACAGUUUUCUCACUAUGUCCUCAUGCAGCAUACUUCAUAUACUGUAUUCAUUUCCUACUUCAUCAUGGCUGUAAAAGACAAUGUCAAAGUCUAGUGAACCUGCAUUGUUUAGGAUAUUGUGACAUUUAUUCUGCAAAUUUAUUCAAACUAAGAACCCUUUUUGUUGCAUUGGUAUUCCGAUUAUUUAUUGGUUGAUGAAUGAGUGCUAAACUGUUUUUUCUUGUAUGUAAUAAUCAUUUUAUUAGCUCUGGUAAUCCAUCAAUAAAGCUGGUCCUGA